Molecule: messenger RNA, 2190 nt
Organism: Salvia splendens (bonfire salvia)
Lineage: Eukaryota; Viridiplantae; Streptophyta; Magnoliopsida; Lamiales; Lamiaceae
Product: 3-oxoacyl-[acyl-carrier-protein] synthase I, chloroplastic
Exons: 8
Coding region: 373-1266 (297 amino acids)
Biological process (GO): fatty acid biosynthetic process
Cellular component (GO): mitochondrion
Molecular function (GO): 3-oxoacyl-[acyl-carrier-protein] synthase activity
Source: RefSeq, a predicted model, not a curated record
UAGUCUCGUAUGUGGCUAUGCCGAUGACAAAAACGGUGAUUGCACGAAUGGCGGUUGCAGUCAAGUCAUUGUUUUGUUGGGAUUCCGUUUCAGUUAACGAGAGUGUAAUUCACUAAAGUUGCCAAUAAAACAAUAAUAGGAAAAAACACUAAUAGAGAAUAUUACUCGCGUUUGAUUUAAUUAAGAGCCAUCGAAUUUCUGAUCCAAUAAGAGUUGAUCUCUAUAUGAAACCAUAUAUGUAGACUGUAGUAGUUACUUACAUUAACUAUUUGCAUGCAAGUUGUGUUAGUAGGUAUUUAUUGGAGAAAAUUAAUGAAUGCGGCAACAACCAAAAAUAUAAUGCAUGAGUAGUGUUAUGGAAAGCCACAAAAAAUGUGGAGCAUUAUGUUAGCAUCUCCAUCUUCUACUUUGCUUACUCAAUCAACAAACCCUAAGCUGUUGUUCCUUACAACUUCAGCGAGAAAUGGGAAGAAGAUGAAGGCAAUGGCUUCUUCCACCUCUCCAAAGAGAGAGAUAGAUCCCAAGAAAAGGAUAGUGAUAAGUGGAAUGGGGCUUGUUUCUGUUUUUGGAAGUGACAUUGAUGUUUAUUACAACAAAUUGCUUGCUGCAGAGAGUGGCAUCACUCUCAUCGACAGAUUUGAUACAUCAGAUUUCGCUGUUAGGAUCGCCGGCCAGAUUCGUGGGUUCUCUUCGGAUGGAUACAUCGACGGGAAGGAUGAUCGCCGUCUCGAUGAUUGCUGGAGAUAUUGUUUGGUUGCCGGAAAACGGGCUCUCGAUGAUGCUAACCUUGGGAAAAAAGCUGUUGACACUUAUUUGGGAGGCGCGGCUAGUUGUGACGCUCAUCACAUUACAGAUCCACACCCUGAUGGGCUUGGAGUAGCGUCUUGCAUGAUCAAGAGCUUGAAAGAUGCACGAGUGGAUGCUCAAGAGGUUAACUAUGUGAAUGCUCAUGCGACCUCAACCCGUGCCAGAGAUUUACCCGAGGUUAAGGCUAUCAAGAGAGUCUUCAACAACACCUCUGAGUUGAAGACCAAUUCCACCAAGUCAAUCAUCGGAGACGGACUUGGUGCUGCGGGUGGACUGGAAGCAAUAGCAACAAUCAAAGCAAUCAACACCGGUUGGUUACAUCCUACACUCAACCAAGAUGAGUUGGAGGCUGAAGUCACCAUUGACACUGUCCCAAAUGUGAAGAAGCAGCAUAAAAUAAAUGUUGCCAUAUCUAACUCAUUUGGGUUUGGAGGCCACCCUUCAGCCCUUGAGACAUGACGAGACAUCUCAUAUAUAUCCCUGUUUAGUGUUCUAAUAAUGUAACGUCUUUACAAGCACAUAUAUUUAUGGCAAGCUCUAUAAAUCUAUCUUCAAUACUCCUAUCAUUUUGUAUAUAUAGCACACUCUACUACGUCCGCAAUAUCCACUCAAAAGUUUUAAAAUUUUGUUUAGUUCUACUCCCAAAUUCUAUAUCUUGGAAGUUAAGAUGACGUCAAAAACAAGUUCGAUAGUAUUAUCUGCAUUCUGUAUUCAUCACAAUAAAAUACCCAAUUCGGCUGCACAAAUUCUAGUGAGAAAAUUGAUCGGUACUCUCUAACGAUCAACUCGCAAACAUGGAGUUUCUGGAGCUUAGAUCGUGUAAUAAAUCAGAAUAAUGGAAGAGAAAUGAAAUGAGGAGAUGAAGGCAAUGGCUUCUUCCACUUCUCCAAAGAGAGAAACAGAUCCAAAGAAAAGAGGAUAGUGAUAAGUGGAAUGGGGCUUGUUUCUGUGUUUGGAAGUGAUGUUGAUGUUUACUACAACAAAUUGCUUGCUGAAGAGAGCGGCAUCACUCUCAUCGACAGAUUUGAUACAUCAGAUUUUGCUGUUAAGAUAGCCGGCCAGAUCCGCGGCUUCUCUUCGGGAAGGAUGAUGAUUGCUGGAGAAAAUCAAGUGUUGUUAGAGUGUGAUUGUUACCUAAUUCCAAGUGUGUUUAGGAUUUGGAAGAUGAAGUCACCAUUGACACUGUCCCAAAUGUAAAGAAGCAACAUAAAGUAAAUGUUGCAGCUUGGAGGCCAUCAUAAUUCAGUUGUUGUGUUCUCGCCCUGUGACACAGUGACAGAUACUUUGCUAGCUCGUAUAUUUCAAAAUGGAAUAUUAGUAAACCUAGAUGGUUGGAAUUUGAUGUGUUGUUCUUGUUUAGGCUAGGGCAACUUCAAAAAGAGA